This is a messenger RNA of Phacochoerus africanus (Common warthog), 4417 nucleotides long. It is a transcript of the gene IL17D, whose product is annotated as interleukin 17D. Lineage: Eukaryota; Metazoa; Chordata; Mammalia; Artiodactyla; Suidae. Gene Ontology annotation, molecular function: cytokine activity. Gene Ontology annotation, biological process: inflammatory response. The coding region runs from base 2781 to 3374 and encodes 197 amino acids. Gene Ontology annotation, cellular component: extracellular region. The record is from RefSeq and is a predicted model, not a curated record. The transcript is spliced from 3 exons.
AUGGAAGUUCCUGGGCCAGAGAUGGAAUCCGAGCCGCAACUGUGACCUACUCCACAGCUGCAGCAGUGCCGGAUCCUCAACCCGCUGCGUCACAGCGGGAACUCCAAGAGACCCUUUAAAUACGAGGGCAGACAGGAUGCAAAUGAAAAGGUGCAGAAAGACACCCUGCAAACAUCAGUCACUAGGUAAAAGGGAGUGUGUCAACUGACGCAGGAAAAUCUGACACAGAAUGGACGGGGUCAGAGUGACUAUAUGAUUUCAGCGUUGUUCGAAGCCCUUGCCACGAAGUGCCGGGGACACACGCCCCUUUGGGUUGAGCAGAGCCUGGGACGUGAGGACUUGGAGCCUGGAAUAAAGACACGUCAGGAUAGGUUGCUGCAAAACAGAGCAGAGAGAUGUGGCGGUGGACAGAGUGGGGCCUGGGGCCAAGAAAGGUUUAUCGAGCCUAUCAGGAAACAGCAUCAGCAGGACUUAGGGAGUCGACGCACGCAGGUUGGCAGCGGCGGCGGUAGAACAAAAAAUAAAAGCAAAAAAGAAGUGCGUGCAGAGCACGGGGCGAGGGGGGAAACAGGCAGCAGAGAUUUGAGGCUGGAAAGGGAAAUGCGUCACCUCAGGAAAGGAAUAUAGCUCGGAAGGCGAUGCCAUGGGUCGUCCUCUGAGACGGGUGGACCUCAGUCAGAACGGAGUCCGGGCAGCCCAGGUGUAUGAGUUUUGCCAAAGUUGGGGUUGUUCCAGGCGAAGAGAACAGAGGUCCAAGGGAGCAAGGGAUUUGGGGUAUUUCCCAGGAUGCGCUGUGUUGAAUCAUGAACUCAAGACACGAAAGGAGACAAGGCCGGCCGAGCGCAGGCUCAGACGAUGCGAGAUCAGAGCACCACAGGUGUGGCGCCGAGAGCAGCAGGUGUCCGGAAGGCCACCGCCCCUGCUGAGGGCCGCAUCGGGGUGUGGGCGCACGCUGAGGACUGAGAGGGGAGCAGAGGCCGUGGACGCCAAGGUACCCCGCACAGGCCGGGGUAUCGGGCGACUCCCCCGCAGGGGUCACGGGACACCCAGGUGUGGACCUGACCUUUACAGGAGGGAGGGAGGGUCGGAUUCGCACACCAGGCGGUAGGUAACCCAGGAAGGGAGGUGGAAGCAGCCGCUCACACGCGGGCCUGAGAGCCUUUCCCAGCAGCUUGGGCUGUGCCAAGGCGCUCCAGCUGGGCCUGGUACUGGGGCGGCUGCGUGAUGGGGGCGUGGGGAAGAAGGAAGACGGCUUUAAGUCAAGCUCUCCUGCGCACAGGGGUGGUGAGAUCUGUGCAGAACACUGCAGAGGCAUUCAUUUCCAAGGGAACCCGAUGAGGCUGCUUUUGAGUGUUGUGUUGCCUUCCCCCCCCUUGUCCUAAUGUUGGAUUGAACUGUGGCGUUGAGUUCCCAUGUGCAGCUUUGAGGAUAACUGAUUACAGACAGUUUGCACCUGUUUAUGAGGCCGUUUCUCGAUGGUUCAGGAUCACAAGACAGAAUGUUACUGUUCUCCCAGCCGGGCAGGCAUUUUCUGUACUUAAUCUUUCACAAAAUGAAAACCAGGGGAAAGUAAGCAUUUUAGUUUCCAAGUAACAGGAGGAGAGCGGAGGUGCUGUGUUAUCAGUGGAAUGUCCUCUGUUGACUCAUCAGCCGUCCAGCCCUGUAUCCACUUAUCUGAGACGCUGAGAAUUCCCAGGAAUUCUCACAAAGACCCUGCUAGGGCUGGUCUUUCUCCUAAAGAACUCCCACACCUUCACCAAAUUAAAACAAAACAAAACUGUGGGUUUGUGUAUUGAUAGGUUUAUUCCCAUUUCACAGAAACAAAGAACACAGACAAUGUACCUACUAAUCAGAGAAAAAGUUUUGCCACCUCAAACGUUUACUCACCAAGCUGUAAACUGCUUUAAUGGCUUAAAUUGGAGAUUUCUGUGGGAUUUUCAGCAGUGAAGUCAUGCCUAAACUCUCCAGUUAUAGAACAUUCAAGGCGUGCAAAAGUGUGGUUUUUCUACACAGCAUGACUGAAAUGUAGUGUAACCAAUGGUUUACAAGGCUGGCAGGUACCAAAGCUGCAAACCGUUUAAGGAGGCAUCAGGUAGGUAGGUGCUAUACGUUCGAAAGCCUUUCAGCUGCUAUCAGUCUUCUGUUUUUAUUUGCUGCGUGGCUGCUGUAAAACGACCCUUUUCCUUAGCCUGCCACCUGAAAGGCAUGACGCAGUAAUUGACAGCGAACAAAUGAGCGCUUUAGCUGCUGCUCCUCGGAGUCCCUCUGUUUAUUUCCUUUAUUUACAGCAUCUCGGGCCUAUCGUACGUGACGGCUCGCACUCACAAUCCCGUCCUCGCGGGGCCGGAGCGCCGAGCCCAGCGCCCAAGGGAAGCCCAGGCCAGCCGUGAGAGGGCGAGCUGGGCGGGCUGGGUGCUGCUCGGACGCUGGAGCUGCCCGAGGGGCGCCGAACGGCCGCUUCCUGGGUGUCCCGGGGAAGGAGCAACGCCCCCCCCCCCCUCCCACGACCUGAGCAACACUGUCAGUCCCAGCGCGCUUCCCUGAGCCCCGGACUCGAGAGGAAGUCGUCGUCGUGGCGAAGAGGCUCCUUCAGGCUCCGCGCGCUCCGUCUCCAGGUGGCCGCUCCCGUUCGCGGAGAGCGUUCCUCCCGGAGGCUCUUCCCACCGGCCAGAACCUGUCCGACUUCCCUUCCAACCGAGGCCGCCUCCUUCCGCUCAGCGCCGCGCGGCUCCGCUCGGACGUGUACGCGCCUCCGCGACCACCGCCGGCGCUUUGGGGAGAUGCUGGGGCCGCCGGUCUGGGCGCUGGUGGCCGGCGUGCUGCUGGCGCUGUCGCCGGGCCGGGCGGGGGGCGCCCCGCGGGCAGGCCGGCGGCCGGCGCGGGCGCGGGGCUGCGCGGACCGGCCCGAGGAGCUCCUGGAGCAGCUGUACGGGCGGCUGGCGGCCGGCGUGCUCGGCGCCUUCCACCACACGCUGCAGCUGGGCCCGCGCGAGCAGGCGCGCAACGCCAGCUGCCCGGCCGGGGGCAGGCCCGCCGACCGCCGCUUCCGGCCGCCCACCAACCUGCGCAGCGUGUCGCCCUGGGCCUACAGGAUCUCCUAUGACCCGGGCCGCUUCCCCAAGUACCUGCCCGAGGCCUACUGCCUGUGCCGGGGCUGCCUGACCGGGCCGGCGGGGGCCGAGGACUUGCGGCUGCGCAGCGCCCCGGUGCUCGUGCCUGCUGUCGUGCUGCGCCGGACCCCGGCCUGCGCGGGCGGCCGCGCCGUCUACACUGAGGAGUACGUCACAGUCCCCGUGGGCUGCACCUGCGUCCCCCAGCAGCAGCAAGAGGCGGGCGGCGUCCCCUCCGGCCUGGACAAGCAGGCCAGGCCCUGAGGCCACCCAGGCCCACGGAGCCUCAGAGGCGGGAUGCACGGGACGGUGCAACCGACAAGAGCCAAGUGCUGGGUUUUUGCGGCCCCUUGGGGCGCCCCACUCCCUGCGGCGGGGCGGUGGGUGACAGACAGUACCAGGGCCCCGCAAGGCAGAUGACAGGGGCUUUAAAAAUCUUGUUUAAAGUAGAAUAUAUACUUUUUUUUUAAAAGCCAUUUUCACUAGGGGCAGAAAAUAUUUUUAUAUUCGCCACUUGAGCAGGUCUAUCAGCCAUUUUUUCCUUGACACAUGACCCUUUUAUCAACCCUGAGUUGCACUUCCUCUGUCAGAAUUUUUGGAGGCGCAGCGGAGGCCUCAGCCCCUCUGGCUGGCCUGUGGCCUGGGGUCCCUGAAUGGACCCCGUCCCAGACGGCGCUCAGGCUCGGCUACCCCAGGGCCCGGCACCCGGUUUAUCCGUGAGGAUGGAAACGGCCGCAGGUCUGCACAGACUUUUCUUUCCACUUUUUAGGGGCCGAUUUGUGGGCAAGAGGUGGUGAGAUCUGGGCCAGCUCCCAGGCAGAACCCACAUCUUGGCUUACUAGCCAAGUGUGAGGAGAGGUGGGCAUACCUAACUUUUGCAGAAGUGGUGCGUGGCGGCCUCUCUGUGUCCUGAGCAGGAGCUAAGUCCUUAAGCCUAAAGGAGGAAGGCUGACCCUGGACGCAGAGUCCUUUGCUAGGCUGAGUCCUGAGCACACUUCCCAGUCACUGAGUGAGUGGAGUGAAGGCGUGCAGGCUGAGCGCAUCUCUGACUCUGCUCUGAUGGACUCCGUUUUUAGAGGAAACGCCUUCCUAUUAAGGUCACACUUCAGAUCUGGUUGGGCCUUGGGGCCGUCAGCCUCUCUGCAUCUGUUGACAGGCUCCUGCCUCUGCAUCCCCUCGGCCUUGGUUUAAUCUGGACGGAAGGCUUACGAGAGCUUUCACCUUGUACACAAUAUUGACAGAGGUUGUGCACGGAAACACAUCCCCGAGCAAAAUUCAGGUUUUCCAAAUAAAACAUUGAAAGCUGA